AUGACCGUCGAUUCGAAGACUUCCUACAUUGCUUUGGCUGAAGUUCUUUCAUAUGUUGAGCGACCAGUCCACAUGGUCACCCAACGGAUGUGA
Sclerotinia sclerotiorum 1980 UF-70 is the source of this 93-nucleotide messenger RNA. RefSeq lists its product with no specific name. Lineage: Eukaryota; Fungi; Ascomycota; Leotiomycetes; Helotiales; Sclerotiniaceae. The record is from RefSeq and is a predicted model, not a curated record. Bases 1 to 93 code for a protein of 30 amino acids. The transcript has a single exon.